Messenger RNA from Hemibagrus wyckioides, 1725 nucleotides. Its product is annotated as guanylin. The transcript has 3 exons. The record is from RefSeq and is a predicted model, not a curated record. Bases 251 to 586 code for a protein of 111 amino acids. Lineage: Eukaryota; Metazoa; Chordata; Actinopteri; Siluriformes; Bagridae. Gene Ontology annotation, cellular component: extracellular region. Gene Ontology annotation, molecular function: guanylate cyclase activator activity.
UGUUUAUGAAACUCCUUUGAGAACCAGACGUUUGUAUCGUAGACAUAUUUGAUCAAAAAGCAAAAGGUUUGAGUAACCCUCAGAUCUUUUAUUAUCAGCAAACAGAUGAUGCUUGAAAGCAAACCCUCUGGCACCUCUGAAGUUUAAUAGGUAACUUAGUAAGGCUUGAACACAAUUUAUAAAGAGAACCCACGCCCACCUGAGAACAGUCUAUCCUAUAUCUCUUAGAAUAUCAACAAGAGACUGAAAAAUGAGGCUGCUGAUAGUUUCUUUUCUUUUGGCAUCCUGCUUCCUGAGCUCACAAAGUAUAAUGGUUACGGACAGCGGGUUUAGCUUUACGCUGGAGGCUGUAAAGAUUCUGAAGCAGCUGAUGGGAGCUCUUGAAAAUGAAUAUCCUAAUCUCACUGCAAGCACUCCAGUGCCUCUUUGUGUUAACUCAGAUCUCCCAGAAGAGUUCCUGGAAGUGUGCCAGCAAGAUGACCAUGACAGAAUCUUUGCAAAUCUGGUUCAAAUCAUCACACCGCUAGACCCAUGUGAGAUCUGUGUCAAUGCUGCCUGCACUGGAUGCUUGUUCAAUACGAUUUAACUCACCCGUUCUCUGUGAAGCAUGUUUUUAUCUUGCUCUGCUUUUUUCUUUGGUUGGUUGCUUGUUUGAGAAGUGAGGAAGAGUCUUUUUACUAUAUUAUUGUAAAAAAAAAAAACAUAUUUUUGUAGCUAAGUUUUAACCAGUACAUCUCUAUGUGAGCCCAUAACUCCCCAAAUGCACAUUGGAAGUGAAUAAUUGUAUAAGAUGUUUUUGUAUGCUGUAGCAUAAAAACUUCCCUUCACUGGAACUAUAAGAGCCAAAUCUGUUGCAGCAUGGCAAAUGUGUACAUAGCAAAAUCCAUGAAAACAUGGUUCGCCAAGGUUGUAGCGGAAGAACUUGAUUGGUCUGCACAGAGCCCUGACCUCAACUUCAUUGAACACUUUCGGAAUGAAAUGGAAUACCGACUGCAUCCCAGACCUCCUCACCAAACAUGUGUGCUUGACCUCGCUAAUGCUCUUACGGCUGAAUUAGGCUGAAUCAGCCACAUUCAAAAAUCUAGGGAAAACCUUCCCAGGAGAACUGAGACUAUUUAAACAGGAAAGGGUGUUUAAAAAAAAUUGGAAUGGACUAUUUAAAAUUAACAUAAUUUGUGACAGUCAGGUAUCCACAAUGUUUUUCAUAUUCUGUAUAUACUUUUAUUACAAUGUAAUGUUUGUACUGCAUUAUAUAAUGUUCUGUUUUCUGCCAUUUCACAUUUACCUGUUUUCAUUUAACCUGUAAUCGUCAUUUAAAACAUAGUCAGUAGUUUAUCCAUAAUAUCAAUGCUCUCCACUGUACCAUGAUGGCUAUUUAGGCCAUAUAAAGUGAAUACUAUGCUAUCUACUUAUCAAAGCACUCACUUAUGGGCUGCAAAGCUUUUGACAAGAAUCACUUUUAGUGUGGGGGCUAUAUAUAAUAUACAUAUUGUUUAGAAAGUAUAGUCAUUUCUGAAUCUGAAAAAUGGCAGAUAGAUAGAUAGAUAGAUAGAUAGAUAGAUAGAUAGAUAGAUAGAUAGAUAGAUAGAUAGAUAGAUAGACAGACAGGCAGGUUGGUAGAUAGAUAGAUAGAUAGAUAGAUAGAUAGAUAGAUAGAUAGAUAGAUAGAUAGAUAGAUAGAUAGAUAGAUAGAUAGAUAGAUAGAUAGAUAGAUAGAUAGACAGA